Molecule: messenger RNA, 7976 nt
Organism: Dermacentor andersoni
Lineage: Eukaryota; Metazoa; Arthropoda; Arachnida; Ixodida; Ixodidae
Gene: Ctl2
Product: Choline transporter-like 2
Biological process (GO): transmembrane transport
Cellular component (GO): membrane
Molecular function (GO): transmembrane transporter activity
Source: RefSeq, a predicted model, not a curated record
CUUCGGCGCCUGUGCGGUUGUGGCUUCCACAGCCUGCCUGCACUGUGAGCGGCGGUUGUAGUGCCCGGUGGUGUGUCAUACCGUUGCUUGGCGAAAGAAGCCGCUAUUCACGCACGCGGCAUGAGCGCUGGAUACCCUCAAGCCGCGCUCUUGGAGAUGUCCAAGGUUGGGGAGACGCCAACACCCCGGGACGUCGCGGACUACGGAGAGCCACGCAAGUUUGACCCUGGUUUUAAGGGACCCCUCAAGAACCGGAGCUGCACUGACAUCAUCUGCCUCUUCCUGUUUGUCUUCUUCCUUAUUGGAUGGGCCAUUGUGGCAUUCUUUGCAUACCGCAGUGGCAAUCCUGAGCGCCUCAUCUACCCUACUGACAGCCAAGGAAACAUCUGUGGCCAGCCACCAUUUGAGGACAAGCAGUACCUGUUCUUUUUCGACAUCACUCAGUGCCUUAAAAGGGCCUACAAGCCUGGUGACCUGUUGCCUUCGCUCAUCUGCAACACUCCCCAGGUGUGCGUGUCACAAUGUCCCAACGAGACCUUCUUGGUCAGCAAUGUCAAAGGGAAUGAGGACAUCAUCCGUUCCAAGCUCAUAUGCCAGUAUGGCGUGGAUCCAUUUGACAAGCAAACGUACAGGACUCUCCAGGACCUGACUGGAAAGGACCAGAAGUGUGCCGCUUAUUAUCUCAAGAGCAGCAGCGUGGCCAGGAGAUGCCUUCCUGGAAGACUGGAGCUCGAUGACAAGGGAAGGGUCAAGGACAUGCUCAACGAUGGAAUUGUCGAAAUGGUCACAGUUUCUAGGCUUGCUAGCAAAACCAAGAGCUCUAUUGAACUGAUCCUUGCAGGCUUGUCAAGUGCAAAGGAUGUUGGCGAACUUGCAUUCCAAGACUUCAAGACUGCAUGGCCUCACAUGCUCAUUGGGCUUCUAUGUGCCAUGCUGGUGGCAUUCCUCUGGAUUGCCCUCAUGCGCUGGCUGGCAGCUGUCAUGGUUUGGCUCAGCAUCCUCUGCCUGGUGCUGCUCUUCUCCUUUGGCUCCUACUACAGCUUCAGCAAGUAUGUCGAGCUGCGCAACAGCUCGGACAGUGGCAGUGAGAGCCUCAUCAAGCAGUUCGACGUGUCCGUCUCAUUUACGCAAAACCUGCGGGCCUACACUGCGAACAAGAACACCUGGCUGGUUUUAGGCAUUGUGUCAGUUGUGAUCCUGGUUGUGCUGUUGCUUCUGCUCAUCUUCUUGCGAAAGCGCAUCGUCAUUGCCAUUGCUCUAAUCAAGGAAGCCAGCAGAGCGGUUGCCCUGAUGCCCUCGGCUCUCUUCUUUCCGAUCCUGCCGUACCUGCUGCACCUGCUGCUGUUCGCCUUCUGGGGCUCGGUUGCAGUAUAUCUUGCAUCCAGUGGCACAGCUGACUUCAAGUACAUGAACAUGACUGGCGGAAAUAACAGCAUGACUGGAGAAAGCUGCUCCAUAGAGGAGGCCAACAAGUCGUCUUCGCUGUCGCAUCUCAAGUGUCAGUUCACGCAGUACGUGGCCAACCAGCACCUGUCACGGCUGCAGAUCUACAACUUCAUUGGCCUCAUCUGGGGCAUGUUCUUCAUAGUGGGGCUGGGUCAGGUGGCGCUGGCAGCGGCCUUUGCCUCCUACUACUGGGCCUUUCACAAGCCACAGGAUGUUCCUUUCUUUGCUGUGCUCCAUGGACUAUGGAUCACUGUCCGGUACCACCUGGGAUCAGUUGCAUUUGGUUCCCUCAUCCUGACCAUAGUGCGUGUCAUCCGAAUUGUGCUCGAGUACAUUGAUGAGAAGCUGAAGAGGUAUGACAACGAGUUCACCAGGUGCCUCAUGAGGUGCUGCAAGUGCUGUUUCUGGUGCCUCGAGAAGUUUCUGAAGUUCUUGAACAAGAAUGCCUACAUCAUGAUUGCUAUUUAUGGCAAGAACUUCUGCAGUUCUGCCAAGGAGGCUUUCAAGUUGCUCAUGCGCAACGUUGUGCGGGUUGUUGUGCUGGACAAAGUCACUGACCUGUUACUGCUUGUUGGAAAACUCGUCAUUGUUGGCAUUGUUGCUGUGCCAACCUUCUUUGUGUUUUCCCGCAAAGUGGACGCACUUAACAACCACCUUCCUGAGCUCAACUACUACAUGCUGCCCAUUCUGACCAUCUCUGUGGGUGCGUACAUCAUAGCAUCAAGCUUCUUCAGCGUGUACAGCAUGGCUGUGGACACACUGUUCCUCUGCUUUUUGGAAGAUUGUGAGAGGCAUGAUGGAUCAGAAGAGAAGCCAUACUACAUGUCCAAGGAGCUCAUGAAGAUCCUGGGAAAGCAGAACAGGUUGCAGGAUGCCGACAAGUGACUGCCUUGACAACCUCCCACUUCGGUGUGCUGCUGCACAGAGGCCCUCCUGGCUUUCCUUGAAUCGCGCUUUCCUGACACACUUUGCCCAGCUGAGCCCCCUUUUGCUUAGCCUUGAUUUGGAACAUGCACUCGUGGCUCUGAAAACAUGCCAUGAGUGGAAUAUCUAGAUUGGCGCUGCUGGUUAUGUUUAAGCAACAUAGUAUCUUACAAUGUCCUGUGCUGCGGAUGGGAAACUGCACAAGGGCAGAGUACAAGCAGCGCUGUGUGGCCUUUAUGGGUGUUUAUAUGCACGUUGGUUGUGUGCACUUUUGUACAUGGCUUUAUUUGUACUGAAUGUCGCGUAAGAGUAAUUUAGCUGGGACAGGCGUGUCGCUCCUAUUUGCACCACAACUUUCGUGUGUUUCGCAACUUUCAGUGUGCAACAGGUGUUGUAUGCAUCGGAAGCAGUUUGCUGGAUGCAUGUGCCAUUCGGAUGGCUUCAUGAUUUGUUCAUGCUUGGUCACUCAUCUAACAAGCGCACAAGGCUGCACUGCCAUGUAUAUUUUAUUUUUAUUGAAACAGACCAUGCACUCGAAAUGCAUUGAUGGAGUUUAUGUGGCUCACUUAGGCGUGUUUGUACCAGCGAAGCAAUUUUGUCCCAAAACUUAUCUGUUAAUGCUUGGAAAAUUUUUUAUUUUGUACUCCCAAAGAAAGUGUUCUUUUGCCCUUGGGAGUAACCUCCCUCUAUGCUAUUUUGAACAUUCCUUCAGGUCCCAAAAGUGGCUGCGAAAUGCUUUUUUUUUUUUUUUUUACCAACUGCCAGCUCUAUUGUUGGAUGCAAUUUUAUGCUAGGGUACUUUUAAGGCUCAUAUGGGAAGUGGUCAGAGCACACUGAUGUAGCAUAUAGUAGUAAGAAAUUGCUCAACUGUUAUAGGGGUACAUUGCCUCAUAACUUCGUGCGAUAGAUUUUACCACUGGCAUGCCCGGGCAUAGUGGGGAGAUGCAAAAUUUGAGGUCAAUGGAUUAGUCUUGCUAGAGAGACUUGUGGUGCAUUAAAUAGUAUGCUUGUCGCACUUGAUGCUUUGUCCUUUGGUCUUGGUCAAUCUUGAUUGCCAACUAAAUGAAGAUGGCAUCCCCAAACACCCUGAGUAUUACAUUGGCAAAAAUUGACUGUCGUCAAGACUUGGCUCCUUAUUUGGUUUUGCUUAACUUGGUAUUCAGUUUUCAUUUGUACAAGUCCUCGUGGCGAAAUUGGUAGCAGGCUGAUGGGGCCUCAUUUCCAGGGUACAGCACCCAAAGCUGUCGCAGUAUGGUCUCGUUGUAGCACCAUGUCCCUUAUUAGUGUGGCAUUGUCUUUGCAUCAGGAAGGCAAGACAGAGGCUGCCCAGACCUUGUAUCGUUCUCCAGUGAAGUCCUUCCUGACUUCAAUAUUAUGUACCACUUGGAUACACAUUUGCAGAAUACUGCCUAAUUUUCCUUGGCAUCACAUGUAGUGUCUCUGUGCCUGUCUAGCCCCGUGUACCAGGCUAUUUGGCAUUGGCACACUGCUGAUAAUUGACAUCCACGCUUCUACGGGUGCUGAUAAGUGAUAAGUGCUGAUAAGUGAUAAGUGAUUUUUUCGCUGCGUCUACUGAUUCAAAUAUAUAUUUUAGAUCAUUUGCAUGAGCUUAAGGUGGACAGUAGUUCCAGAACUGUUGGGGCAAAGUAGUAGUGAUGCAAAUUCCAAUUGUGCAUUAUGAUAAAUGCAGCCUCUGGCAUUGUGUGGUUAGAACUCUUCGUGGAUAGGCAGGCCACACAGUGUGCGUGAUGUGAAGACCAGGCCGUGUGCUAGUCUGGCUUCCCUUACCUCACCUAUCAUGACCACGUGGGAUAUCACAAGCAUUGGAAAUGUGUUAUAGGCAUUUAGCACCUUUUGGAAAAUGUGUGCUGCCAAAUCGCCUUCCUGUCUGCAGAAGAAGCUUUUGCAAGUUGCACAUCCUUUAGGAUCUUGUUGGAACACGUGCACCCUCUACAUGGUGCACCAUUGAGAAAGGAAACACUGCAUUUGAAUUUAAAGCCAGUAUUUUUCCUUGUUCCUAUGCUGAAAUUUUAAAGAAAUCUAUGUGAGCAGAACUUCUCAUGCCAAAACUAUAUAGUAACUGUGAAUGAGGUUCUGACUUGUCGGUUUGCAGGAAUCUUGGUUUGCACACAGCUUCAGUUGUCCCCUUUCGUACUGGUGCAGUGUACAGCCUAGCUUUCAACUGUGGUAUUAUCAACCUGAGAAGAGCUUUGUGGGAAAUUUGCUCAAUAAUAAAGCCAAUGAAAAGCUCUUGUCAUACGUUUGGGCAUUUGAUCAUGCGGGUGUUGACCAUCUGGGUGCCUUUUUGGUCAUUGUCUGCGAUUACUUUCCUGAAAAAAAAAGGGGGGGGGGGGCCACACAAGUGGACUGUCAGAUUGGCUAGCAUCUUAAGAAUGAGCUUCAAGAACAUGGCAAUAUGUACAGGGGGCCUGAAUGGCACUUGGCUAUGCAUUGUUGAGGUUGUUGUGCCGAGUUUGAAAAGUGUGAACUUGUUUGUGUAAAUGGAGACCAACGUACCUGUGAGAUACUUAAGGCUUCAGGAGAUAACAUGAGGCACUCACUAAUGUGUUAGCACUCACUAUAUAUAUUGGUAUUAGUAAGCAGUGGUGACAGUUGAGUAUAAGUUUGUGUUGUCUCCGAUUGCCUCCCCAUUUUUUUUUUUUUUUUUUCAUGUGAAAAGUAAUCGUGGAUGACCACCAUCUAGCCCAAACCCACAUGUGGUCCUUGCGCAGCUGUAGGAUUCAGCCUACGCAGCUGCUGCGCGACAGCUGGCAUUUCAUAGCGAAGGCAUUUCCAUUGAAAGUAGCUUGAAGCAUGCAGUUUCAUACUAAAAUUACCAGAGGAAGAUCUCGUGCUGCAGUCAACCAACCAUUUUGGGAAUCGUGGUCCUACGUGAAUUUUUUUUUUAGGAUAUAGAAUGGAUUCAUUGUUGAAAUAUUUUACUGUUUAAAGCAUGUUUUAAUGUUCUGUUUGGUUCAUGUAUCUUAUGUGCUGGCCUCGCAACAUUUGUUUAGAGCUGUAGGUGUUAAAAAGUUCCAAAUGAAGUCAUUUCAUCACAAUUUGCAGCGCAGAAAUUAUUCUUAGUGCUUUUGAAUACAUUUCUCACCAGUAUAGAUGUCUAGUAAAAAACUCACCAUGGGUAUCUUUUUAAUAUGCUAAAAAUUCUUUAUCUUGCUUUUGCAAUUUCCUGAAAACUGUAAUAGUAGCAAUGUUUGCUAAUAAUCAUUGUUGUACAUAAACUGCGGUGAAAAGAUAACUUCAAGAAGGUUGUUUGUAACUCGAACAAAGUUUAGGCGCUGGCCCACCCUUCCCGUGAUGGCUGAACAGCAGCCAUACUAGCAGCGCACACAGGCUUUAUUUUAGUAUGAAACUACAUGGCUUAAAUGGCACCAAAUUAUUUUGACAGGCUGGUCGUUUUUUCUAGUGUUGGAGGCACACUGAAGAUCCUGCAUCCCAACUUCUUGCAUUUCAACUGCAAGGCAUAAUGUUGGCAUAGCAUGUGCCACUCAGUUUCGGAGCAUGCAGCAAGAGUGUGCACCUGUGCAUGAUAAUUUUCUCUGAACACUGUGUAAAGCAGUGAUCUGAGACUCGGGCCUGCAUGUUCGUAUAUAUAGCUCGAUAGUUUAGGGUGGUUAAACUUGUUGCAUUGAAUCCACCGUGUUUAGUUUAACUAGGGUUUUCUUCUAAUCUUUGUUGCCUUUGUAACAGUCAACGAAAUUGUUUAAACUUAAUUUUCAUGACAGUGAAAGUAAACAAGUGCAGAUAUCUGUAUCAAGAUCCUCAGGUAUAAACAGACCAGUUGAUUUAUAUGUUAAAAAGGAAAGCUAAACCCUGAUAGCAAUGCCAACACUUGUGCCAAUAACUCAGUAAGCUAACUACUUGAAUGGUGUUGCUUCAGCCAUGUAAUGCAAUAUAAAAUCAUGAAGGUUGGUUUCUUUUCUGUGAUGGAUGUUUACUGCCAUUUGGCUGCAAUGAAGGAGCGUAGAAUGUAGAAUAUGUUUUCUGGAUCUAAUUGGAUGGUUGUCCUGAAGCUUGCAAAUCACAGCUAAAAAACAGCAAAAAGGACAAGACGACACAAGUGCUGACUGCCAGCAGAAGACAUUUACUCCGCGUGUGCCCAACAAGCGGGCAGGGGGGAAGGGCUCUUCUAACCAGGCAUGUGUAGGCAUGAAAAACUUGCAAAGAAAUGAUCAAUCGCGGAGAAUCUCGUUGGAAGUCAAGUUUAUCGAAGGCUCGCUGACCGAGCCCUUGCAGUGCAUAGAAAAAGCUUCGCAGAUCUCACAUGCUCGCUGGUCUCGGUAUCUGCACACAACAUGUGCCUCUUCAAGUAAAGGCAAGCACCCGCAUUUGGCGCAAUGAAUGGCCAAAUUGCUCCCACUCUUGGACUUAAGGUUACUGGAGUGCUCCCACAGGCGGUCGUUAAGGCAAUGACCUGUUUGUCCAAUCUUUGAGCCACUGCACAACGGGACCUCGUACACAACUUCCCUCUUGCUAAGCACAAAGUGCGUGGAAUGUUGCUUGUCACACUGCGUGUUUUCAGGAAGAAUAGCGUUCACCCUUUUGCGUAGCGACCCUAACUUGUUAGAUACCGACUAGAUUACUCCCACUAUGAUCUAUAAUAUCUCCGUGAUUGAUCAAUUGUUCGUAAGUUUUUAACGUUUGACGCAUGCACAGUUAGAAGAGUCUGAGCCCCCUUUCCCCCCUCCCUGUUUCUUGGGCAUAUAUAUAUAUAUAUAUUUACAUACAGAAUAUAUACAUUUUGUUGGCAGUCAGCGCUCGUCCUAUGUCAUCUUUCUUGUCCUGGUUUUCUUUCGCACUGUUUUUUAGUUAUGAAUCCGUACCAACUAGAUCAAGUUCAGACCUUUUUGUUAAGUCAUUAGACUACCUGAAGAUGUCUUAGUACCUAUAUUGUAAGGAACGAAUCAAGGACACAUAAUAGGGAAUUUAUGGAAAAAGCAUAUCCAAGUGGUAUUGCUCGGGCAAAAACUCAAAUUCUAUUUCAGGCCCUUCACAUUCUUAUGUACUCUCACUGCGCUCUUUUGUACACCCAGGGGAUUGUGUCCACUAAUUUUGGGUCCAUUGCUUUAACUCCCUAUUUUUGCAAAUUGCUGUAGAUUUGUGAUAUGUAGUGUUAGUGCUGUUAUGUUAAGAGGGCAAUGCUGAGCUAUGGUCAAAAUUGGGCCAGCAGCUUACAAAAACAUUUGCUAGGCUGAAAUUUGGAAAAGCAAAUGAGAGACAUGGUGUGCUUUUUUAUGUUGUUCAUCAUACUGAAAGUGUUAUGCUUUGCUGAAAAGAAGAUGCUGGACAGUGUUGUUUGUUAUCCAGUUUUAUUGAUUGCCACUUGCAGGAUAGGUUGUGAUUGUCCUUUAAUUUUAUUCUCUUGUGAUUGAAUAACUUGUUGUGUAUACUUUCGUGCCUACAAUCGCUGCAAAGGUGUAUGUGGUCAGUGUCCUUGUACCUGCGGCUUGCACAAGAAAUGGCAUUAACAGUUGUUGCUGAGCCUGCAAUUAUGUACACUGCCUUGUGCUUUUGUCUAUGUCACGGUGAGCCUGAACAUAAUGCAAAGUUGUGCACUUUUUCUUGCUGUAAUAAAGAUGAAAAAAGGC